AUGGACGUGAUUACAAACGUAAAUGUGGGUACUGGUGAUAUUCAUCCCAUAGUUUUAGCCACAUUUGGUGUUGCAUCUUGUUUUGCUGUUAUUAUUGAACUUGAAAAUAAGAAUGUCUAUGAUUUAGACAUGGGUGCAAUUAUUAAAACUGUAUUUAUAAUUGGGGGUUGGAAUGAUAUGUAUUAUAUGCCAUUACGAAAGCAAAUUGAUUUAGUACGUAAUCAUUGUAAAAUUAUGCUUAACUUAAUUGGUUUUAAUAUGCCAGUAAAAAAAUCAAAUGAUAAAAAUAAAGAAGCAGAUGAUGACGACAGUCCAAAUGAUUAUGUCGUUGAUGCUACUAUCAUAUACGAUCGAUCAUCAAAUCCUCAUACAUUUAUCAUUGGUCAAUAUGGUAGUCGUGAACAUCAAAUGGGUACUAAUCGAAAUGAUUCAUUAUUACAAGUUAUAUAUGAAUUUGAUGCAAUAUUGAAAAACUUUUGA
Rotaria sordida is the source of this 480-nucleotide messenger RNA. NCBI's taxonomy places the organism in Eukaryota, Metazoa, Rotifera, Eurotatoria, Philodinida, Philodinidae. The record is from the annotation of a GenBank genome assembly.